Anoplopoma fimbria (sablefish) is the source of this 2200-nucleotide messenger RNA. It is a transcript of the gene gba1, whose product is annotated as glucosidase, beta, acid. The record is from RefSeq and is a predicted model, not a curated record. Gene Ontology annotation, molecular function: glucosylceramidase activity. The transcript is spliced from 12 exons. NCBI's taxonomy places the organism in Eukaryota, Metazoa, Chordata, Actinopteri, Perciformes, Anoplopomatidae. Gene Ontology annotation, biological process: glucosylceramide catabolic process. Bases 150 to 1718 code for a protein of 522 amino acids.
AGUCCAUUUGAUCGCCUAAACAGAAUGGCAGGGGGGGAAACGCUGGUAUGGCAGAUUGGUUCAAGUUAAAGUGACGGCCAAGUGUGAAUAUUUUUUUACAACAACACGCAGGACAUGACAGAGUUUCUGUCCGCGUCCUCUGAGAUAAAAUGGCGUUGUUGUUGCCAUCAUCUGUGCUUGUGGCUCUUGUUUUCCUCACGGCAGAAGUGACCCUGUCUACAGGAAGCAAUGAAUGUGUUGCUAGAAACUUUGGCCAUGACUCUGUGGUGUGUGAGUGUAAUUCAACCUACUGUGACAGUGUUGGGUCAGUAUCUUUGCCUCCACUGGGCCAGUACUCCUCCUACCUGAGCAGCAAGGCCGGCAGCAGACUGGAGGCGGGCCGGGGUCAGGUCCAGGUGAACAGCACGGGUGGAGGCCUCAGGUUGACAAUCGUCCCCUACCAGAAGUACCAGAAGAUCAGGGGAUUUGGUGGAGCUAUGACGGACGCAUCAGCCAUUAACAUCCUGUCUCUCUCUGCUGGUGCACAGGACCAGCUGCUGCGUCAGUACUUCUCCCCCGAAGGUAUCGGCUACAGCGUGGUGCGUGUCCCCAUGGCCAGCUGUGACUUCUCCACCCGUCUGUACACAUAUGCUGACACACCUGGAGACUACAACCUGGACAAUUUCACACUGGCCCCUGAGGACGUCAACAUGAAGAUCCCUCUCCUGCAGCGUGCUCAGGCCUUGUCUCCUCGCCCUCUGUCUCUGCUGGCCAGCGCCUGGAGCGCUCCCGCCUGGAUGAAAACCAAUGGUGCCCUCAUUGGAAAGGGCUCCCUGAAGGGCCAACCUGGGGGCAAGGAGCACAAAACCUGGGCUCAGUACUAUAUCAGGUUCCUUGAGGAAUACGCUAAAUAUAACUUGACCUUCUGGGCUUUGACCACAGGGAAUGAGCCCUCUACAGGACGGAUGACAAACUACAGUUUCCAGGCUCUUGGCUUCACUCCUGAGGAGCAGAGGGACUGGGUGGCUCUGGACCUGGGCCCUGCCCUGCAUGCCUCUUCACACCCACGCACACACGUCCUCAUCCUGGAUGACAACCGCCUGCUGCUGCCUCACUGGGCCAAAGUGGUCCUAAAUGACAUUCAUGCAGGGAGGUACAUUCAUGGCGUGGCAGUUCACUGGUACAUGGACAGCCUCGUCCCAGCAGAGAUAAGCCUGGGAGUCAUCCAUCAUCUCUACCCAGAGUACUACCUGUUUGGCACAGAGGCCUGUUCUGGCUGGAGCCCACUAGACAGAGGGGUGAAGCUGGGGAGCUGGGACAGAGCGGACCAGUACGCACAUGACAUUAUAGAGGACUUGAAUCAUUAUGUGGUGGGCUGGACAGACUGGAACCUGGCAUUGGACCAGACUGGUGGGCCAAACUGGGUGAAAAACUUUGUGGACAGCCCUGUUAUAGUGGAUGCACAGCGGGAUGUCUUCUACAAACAGCCAAACUUCUACAGCAUGGCCCACUUCAGUAAGUUCCUGUGGGAAGGGUCUCAGAGAGUGGGAGUGGUCGCCAGUCAGAAAACAAAGCUGGAAUACUCUGCCUUUAUCAGACCAGAUGGCUCAGUAGUGCUCAUCAUACUCAACAGGUCAUCAUCAGUGAUCCAGUUUGAAGUUGCGGAUCCGGCUGUGGGCUACAUCUCCUCCACUGCACCGGCUCAUUCAUUGCUCACACUGGCUUGGAACACACACUGAUCAUUAAUACAAAUUCGACCACAUUAUAAAUGUUUUAUGCACAUUUCAAAAAGCCACGAAAAAGCAUUUCAUGUUGGAACCUUCUCCUUACCAAAGCUUUUAUUAAUCUGAAUGCCUUGCUGGUAUUAAACCACUCACACACAUUUUUUAUAAUCCCCAGUGCUUUUCUGCACAGCUUUAGUGAUUUCAGUGGUCACUUAAAUUAACCCUCAGCAAACAUGAAUAACCUCAAAUCAUUUAAUUUCCUUCAAAGACUAAGAUGCUUUUUUUAUGCAGAGAUUCCUAUCUCUGCAAUCUCUGAAAGUAAUGAAUGUAUCAGUUCACCCGACUGACUUGUGCCGAAGCGUAACUACUGCCUUGAUUUCCAGCAAAUAAGAUGCUUCAAGUGUCACAAUCACCAAGAAAUCAUAUAAAUAAUGUACAAAAAUUGUAAAUGCCUUCUGUUGCUAUUUAAUUUUAAAUAAAGCACUAAUUGUUUUAAA